Drosophila hydei is the source of this 1202-nucleotide messenger RNA. RefSeq names its product terminal uridylyltransferase Tailor-like. Gene Ontology annotation, molecular function: poly(A) RNA polymerase activity. Lineage: Eukaryota; Metazoa; Arthropoda; Insecta; Diptera; Drosophilidae. Bases 231 to 1202 code for a protein of 323 amino acids. Gene Ontology annotation, biological process: mRNA 3'-end processing; mitochondrial mRNA polyadenylation. The record is from RefSeq and is a predicted model, not a curated record. The transcript has 7 exons.
AAUAAGUAUUUCAAUCAUUUUUUUCUGUUCCAUUCCAUUUAUAAAUCUAUUUCUAUGCAUCAAGCUAUUUGUUAUUUCUGAAGAGCUAUUUACUUGGUCACACUUUAAUACAGAUUACUCAGAAGUGUAAGAUUCUAGGCAAGUUUGGGUGCGUUUGGUAACAUAGGCAGUCAGUUAAUAUUGGGGAACCACCGCAAGAAGCUUGAAGUACUUGGAUCUUGACUACCAAAAUGUCUUUGACGUCUUCUACAUUUUGGUCGGAGCUUUUGAAAAAAGUUCUAAUUGCUAAUAAAAUGCAAACUAAUUUAGCUGACAUCGAAGCAGAAUUGCAGACAUUGCUGAAAGCAAAAUUGAGUACCAAAAUUCAAAUUUAUCUCUUCGGAUCACGCGUUUUGGGCAUUGCUCAGGAAACAUCCGACUUGGACAUUUUCGUUAAAUUUGAGGACAGCUUUUACGAAUACACCGACAAUCCACCGACUAGGAAGACCAUUGUGAGACAGGCAAUGAUUGCGAAAGUUUUCAAUUCACGUUGCAACUGGAAACGUAUUGAACAGCGCCGCGGCAGAUGUCCCAUAGUCAUCAUUCAAAAUAGAUUCACUGGCUUGCAGUGCGACAUAAAUUGCAGUGAUGCUUACGCCUACUUCCAGAAUAAGAUAGUCCUCUAUCUCUUCGAGUUGCAGCCGAUAGCUCGUUAUAUGAUUAUCUAUUUGAGAGACUGGAUAAGAAAACAUGGUCAGCAAGAUAUGUUCCGCAGCCAUCUACUUCUGCUGAUGCUCAUAUUCUUUUUGCAAAUUAGGGAACAUCUUCCAGGCAUUCAUGUGUUGCAGGCAGGGCUAAGCCCGCAGAUAGGACCUGUGAUUUGUGACUUCAACAAACUGAAAUCAUUGAACGAGCCAUGCCAAAUAGCUCUUACGGAGCAGAAUGUACGCGCACAGCUGAAAGAGUUUUUCAAAUUCUACGGCAGCUUCGACUUUGACCGAUAUGCGAUUUGCCCCUAUUUGGGAACGUAUGUGGAGCGCAGAUUCCUGAACGCGUCCAUGCCGAAAAGAUAUCAAAUGGUCAACAUGGACAGCAAGUUUACAAGAUUUACCGUGGCCAUUCAAGACUUCAUUCAUCUUAACUUUAACAAAGAACCUCUGCGUUUUGCACUUGAGCUGCCAAUUUGCGACGCUGUCACUCCAAACGUGAAGCCUUCUACAUAA